Molecule: messenger RNA, 1414 nt
Organism: Oncorhynchus tshawytscha (Chinook salmon)
Lineage: Eukaryota; Metazoa; Chordata; Actinopteri; Salmoniformes; Salmonidae
Product: tumor necrosis factor receptor superfamily member 11B
Molecular function (GO): protein binding
Source: RefSeq, a predicted model, not a curated record
GAAGGAGAAACCCUGUAAGAAGGCAAAGCGAAGAAGCCCGCUAGUCGUAAUGCCACCAAAGUGGGUGGGCACACUUCCUAAGUAUAAGUAUGGAAACAACCUCGUCUCGUCCUAACGGAUUUCUACUACAGAGGAGACGGAGAUGAGCGCUAACAGUAUGAGACCACAGCCAGCAAUGAAAUUACACGUGCUCUUCGCCAUUUCCUUCUCCUGGGCGUUCCAUGAGGUCCCACCCCCUAAGUACCAGCACUACGACCCCUUGACCUCUGAACUCCUCCUGUGUGACCAGUGUCCGCCCGGCACGGCUGUCCUGACCCACUGUACCGCCAAACCCCCCACCGCCUGCUCGCCGUGCCCCGACCGGUCCUUCUCAGAACACUGGCUGGGCGACAGCUGCCAAUACUGCACGACCGUCUGCAAGGAGAGGCAGCUGGUCAGUCAGGAGUGUAACAGAACCCACGACCAGCUGUGUGAGUGUAUCCCAGGCUACCACCUGGUGGUGGAGUUCUGCAUCAAACACACGUCCUGUCCACCUGGCUUCGGCGUGACUGCUCUAGGUACACCAGAGAUAGACACAGCGUGUGAGGCGUGUCCGCAGGGCCUGUUCUCCAGCCGGAUGUCUGCCAGCGAGCCGUGUGUGCCUCACAGGAACUGCUCUGAGCUGGGCUUGAAGACCCUCCGACCAGGGACCCCCACCCAGAACACACUGUGUGAGAACAAGGCUGAAGGAUCUGUCCUGGAGUGCUCCCAACACCACACACAGUGUCACACUGACGUGUCGCUGUGUGAGGAGGCCAUCUUCCAGUCUCUGGCGUCUCUCCGUCUGUCCUCCGUCCCCCUGGAGCGUCUCCUGGAGAGCCUGCCUGGGAAGAGGGUGGACAGGAAGAGUCUGGAGAGGCUUAAGAAGGCCUGCUCCCCCCAGCAGCAGAUACUACUCCUGUUGAGACUCUGGAGAGAACAGAACAAAGACCAGGUUAAACUCUACGGCAUCAUUCAAGGUGUGAACCACUGUGAGCGUAAGGUGUCCAGGUGUGCGGGUUUGAAGAACUUGACCCUGGGUGACCUGAUGAUGGUGAUGAAGAGUCUUCCAGGGGUCCGGGCUCACGAGGAAGACAUCAGGGCCGUGGUCUCCUCAUGCCGAUCCCAGCAGUACCUCCUGCAGCUCCUACACCUUUGGAAGAACCAGAACAAGGACCUGGACAUCAAUAAGGGUCUGGCUCACAGCCUGAGCAGGCUUCGGCAGCAGGGGGCACCACGCCCACUCCUCAGGAGCAUCAAGAAGAUCAACCGGAUCAUCUCCACCUCCUCCAUACACAAGAUGUACGAGAAGAUGUUCCUCAACAUGAUCGAGGACGGGACCUGCUUCAACACCAAACCCUUCAACCAAUAGGAGAAAUGGGGCGGGUCUAAGGUG